Messenger RNA from Lepisosteus oculatus (spotted gar), 1551 nucleotides. NCBI's taxonomy places the organism in Eukaryota, Metazoa, Chordata, Actinopteri, Semionotiformes, Lepisosteidae. The record is from RefSeq and is a predicted model, not a curated record.
AUAACGUAAUUAAUAUCUGAUAGUUCAAAAAAAUCUAUUCCUGAAAGUCACAUGGUUUACUUAACGGAAGCUAUCUUAUUUGAAAAUGCAUGUCCAGGAAGUACAAAUAUUUAACUUAAUUGAUAUCUGAUAGUUCAAAAACAAUAUUCCUGUAAGUCACAUGGUUUACUUUACGGAAGCUAUCUUAUUUGAAAAUGCAUGUCUAGGAAGUCGUGGGAUCACUAGAGAAGACGCAGAAGCCAGGAGCUGUCAGAAGCGAUAAGAAGCGAUCAGGGUUUUAUGCAGUCGACUGCAGCAAGAGCCAUGCAUUUCCUUGCGUAUCUGCUAUUUCUGUUGAGUGCUUUCCUCGCCCAGCAGACAGUAAGGGGUACGGUUGUAGAUUCAUUCAAAAAUUCUGACUGCAGGAAAUUCUUUUAUGAAAAUGAGGAACCGGCUGGGUUUAAUAGUCAAAACUAUGCGAGAGUGUGCCAGACCUUUAGGAACAGAAUUUAUUUCGCCUCUCUCUACGACAAAACAAGGCGAAUACCGCUCUACUCCGCCUCCUUGUACAACUAUAAGGACCCCAAUGAUACCCCUUCCGAGACCACCGAAAAAAAUUGGAAGUACGAGCCACAGCUUGUAAACCCCACGAAAGGAGAGAACAUGGGAAAAAUCACUGAAGAUGUCAAAAAUGACCCGAAGGUUCGGGACAGCCAGCCGGUGGAAAUUGAUUAUAAGAUGAUGUACUACAACAUGUAUUACACCAGAGGGCAUUUAGUCCCGAACAGCUUCAUGGCCAGUCCCUCAGGUAAAAGUGCUACCUUCACUGUGUCCAAUGCUCCACCCUAGCCUCGCGGCUUCAACCAGAAGCAGUGGAGUGAGAAGGAGGAAGAGAUUGCAAAGAAACUGGAGGCCAGCUGCCAUGUUGUCAGUGGUGUUCUUCCUUACGAGACAGAGAAAUGGAUCCCAGAAGGUGAGCACAGGGUGGCGGUCCCACAGUUUGUGUGGAUGGCUUACAAAUGCCCAAACAUCCCCCCUGCAGCAGUUCUGGGAUUCAGUGAUGGAAAUGCGCCUGUCGAUUUCGAUUUUGGCCAGGACUGCCAGGUGGAAUUGAAACCCAAGGAAAUAAAAGACAUUACAGUGUCCUGUCUGGAAUCAAUACUAGCCUCAAGAAUUCCGUCCCAGUCGGCCUACAGGAUCUUUACAAGUGGGUUUGGUGCACACCACUCUAAUAUUGCAGAGGGAACAUCCUGUGAACAAUGCUAAUUUGGGGGAUAAUAAAUUUACUUGUGGUCUCUAUACAUGUAUGUGUCCCAUAGUUGUGUUUUUGUAUUUUUUUUUCAAUCGGUUGAUAUGAUGGUUUUUCUUUUUUCUGAUAUGAAUUUGUCUUUCUAUGAGUUCAGUCAUUGGCUCCUGGUGACCGGCAGCCAAAACUGAGUUUUUUUUUAAAGAAUUUUUAAUUAAAUGUGUAAAGAAUUUACAAAUACAAAUACAAUCAGAGGAUCAAAUUAGGUACAAGAGAACAAACACAAACAGAAAAAUAAACAGUUAACCGCCAGAGGUAAUAAGUAA